Molecule: messenger RNA, 1521 nt
Organism: Aspergillus puulaauensis
Lineage: Eukaryota; Fungi; Ascomycota; Eurotiomycetes; Eurotiales; Aspergillaceae
Product: arylsulfotransferase family protein
Exons: 2
Coding region: 1-1521 (506 amino acids)
Source: RefSeq, a predicted model, not a curated record
AUGGCGGGCCGACUCCUUGCUGUCUGCAGCACCUUACUGCUGUCCCUGGGAGUCCGCGCCGACAACUGGCCUUUCAUGACCCUGCAGACUGAACCUUUUCUUCCUCCUCAAGUCUCGGUAGAAAAGGACGGCGAAACGGACCCCGGGUACAUCUUCAUCGGACCCCGUGGAAAUCAGGAGCACGGGACCGCCGCACUUAUCUACGAUGAGGAUGCCCAUCUGAUCUAUCAGGGACCGCAAGAAGUUACCGCCAACUUCAUGGUCCAGAAACUCUUCAACGAGGAUGUCAUUACCUUUUGGGCGGGUGACAUGACGGACUUGGGUUUCGGGUACGGCACCGUCCACGUUCUCGACAACACUUAUCGCGAAGUCAAUACCGUCACACUCAAGCAAGACUUCGUCUCUCCAGACGGCCAACCGCGGGAAUCAUACAUUGAUCUCCACGAGAGCCGUGUGUCGCAUCGCAAUACGCUGCUGGUCACGGCUUACAAUGUGACCCAACACGAUCUGACGGCUCUCGGCGGCGCGGCGGACAGCUUUAUGCUGGACUCGCAGUUCUAUGAGAUCGAUAUCGCAACGAACGAGAUUGUGUUUUCUUGGAGUGCCCUGGACCACCUGGACGCAGUGCCUUUGGAAGAAUCGAGGCAGCUCUGGGGAGAAAGUGUCGGAACUCAGGAGGAGCCUUAUGAUGCCUACCAUAUCAACUCGGUUGAACUCAUGGAGGAUGGGUACAUUAUCUCGCUCCGACACUACUGGUCGGGAUAUUUUGUCCACAAUAAUGGUACUGUCAUGUGGAGACUAUGCGGAGAGAAAGGCGUUGGUGAUUUCGAGAUCGACGAGAAUGGCGAUUUCUCUUGGCAGCAUGAUAUCCGCAUCUACAACGAGACUGAGGAGGGCUUUGUGAUGAAUAUGUUCAACAACGCAAACACUCCCACUGACGAGGUCGCAGCGACAACCGGUCUCAGUUUUGAGGUCGAUUUGGUCAACCGCAAGGCCAAGACACUCCGGGUCCUGAACGACGAAGACGAUGUAAUCCACAGUGUCAGCCAAGGAAGCUACCAGCUCCUCAGCGAACAGACCAACCAUGUAGCAUUGGGUUAUGGUUCAAUCGCACGAGUAAAAGAAUUCGACGCCGACGGGAAGGAGGUCCUCACCGUCAGGUUCGGCGAGGACAAUGCGGUUGCAUCAUACCGUGGCUAUAAAUGCCCGUGGAAGGCGACUCCGUUCUGGAAGCCUGCGUUGGUCGUUCAACGGACAGGUCCAGACUCCGUCAUGCUCCACAUGAGCUGGAACGGGGCGACGGAGUAUGGCAACUGGGUCAUUUACUCUUCGGCCUACUCCGACGCGUCCGAGCCCAAAUUCGAAGCCAUUCUCAAGCGGGCCGGUUUUGAAGCUAGUAUCGAGCUGCAUAGCUUGCCUGGCGGAUUCCUUCAGGUCCAUGCCCGAAAGGAUACCAUCCCGCUGGGAACGUCGGAGGUCAUUUCAAUUGAGCAGAACACGGAACCAGAAGAAUCUCAGUAG